UUCCCUUUCAACAAAAUCAGAGUGGCACAGACAAAGUGUGGUGGGCCCAUAACCCAAAGAUCUCAGGAUGGAAACUUGGCUCUGAUAACUGAUAAGGAGUGGCUUCCAACUGAUUUUAACUUUUUUUUCACUCAAUUUGUGGCUACUAUUUCCUUACAGUUUUUUGUUCUUUGAAUCGAAUGAAUUCAUUUUUCCUGUUUUUAAUAGUAAUCGGAACUUCAUAAUGGCAGCCAUGAAAGCUGUUGGUGGUACGAUGAUGCUUGGUCGAUCGAUAUUCAUGCCCACGCUUCAUUCCCACAUACCCGUUCGUUUCUUUCGUACUACUCUGCCGCUCACUGGUUUCGGUGGCGCCCAUCUGCCGAUUGAACGUUGUGUUGUGCGGUGGGCCGCGACGAAAUCUGGCGGCGAGGAUAAAAAGUCUCCGGCUCGGCUUGCUGAGGUUCAGCGGCUGGUGAAUGAGGCCGAGGAGCGAUAUAAAGCUGCUGGAGGUGGUGCUGAGCCCAUUCCCAAAAUAACUCUCGACCAUGUUACCAUAAGCUAUGCAAGAAGUGGUGGUCCUGGGGGCCAAAAUGUCAACAAAGUGAACACCAAGGUUGACAUGCGGUUUAAUGUAAAAAAUGCGCAUUGGUUAAGUGAAAGAGUGAGGGAGAGAAUUAUGCAAAUGGAGAAGAACCGGAUCAACAAAGAUGGGGAGAUUGUAAUUUCUUCAACGAAGACUAGAACUCAAAAGGGUAACAUUGAAGAUGCUUUGGGGAAAUUACAGGGAAUCAUUGAUGCUGCUUCAUAUGUCCCACCACCUCCCUCAGAAGAGACGGUUAAAAGGAUUGCCAAGUUGUCUGCUAUUGCUGAGCAAAAACGACUGGACAAGAAAAAAGUCCAAUCACAAAAGAAGGCUCUACGAAGAAGCAGAGAUGGUUGGGACUAACUUGUGGGAGCAAAAGAGUAUAGUCUAUGAAUACAUUUACAUGCUGAAGGAAACACAGUUUACUCUUCUUGACAACAGGUCUCAUGCCACGUUUUUGCAGUUUCUUAAUCCAAGAUUCUGUCAAACAGCCAAGUAACUGUACCAGCCUUUAAAACCAAUUCACAACUUCUCUCUGAAGGAAGAAACACACAAUUGAUGGAUCUUUAAACUUUCUUGCACUAGCCUUGUUAUGUAUUUGACUUAGCAAGAAACUUUAGAUGUACUUCAUCUUGGGCAGAUUCAACUCCUUGUCUACUUCAUAAGUUGACAAUUACCUCUAUUUGAAACAAUUAUUAUUAUUGUUGUCAA
Molecule: messenger RNA, 1273 nt
Organism: Sesamum indicum (sesame)
Lineage: Eukaryota; Viridiplantae; Streptophyta; Magnoliopsida; Lamiales; Pedaliaceae
Biological process (GO): translational termination
Molecular function (GO): translation release factor activity
Source: RefSeq, a predicted model, not a curated record